This is a messenger RNA of Macrosteles quadrilineatus (aster leafhopper), 2394 nucleotides long. RefSeq names its product polycystic kidney disease protein 1-like 2. The coding region runs from base 22 to 2298 and encodes 758 amino acids. Lineage: Eukaryota; Metazoa; Arthropoda; Insecta; Hemiptera; Cicadellidae. The record is from RefSeq and is a predicted model, not a curated record. The transcript has 11 exons.
ACAGUCUUUGCCUUUAUUGCAAUGUUUCUUUUUAGGAAAGGAUAUAAGCAAAGAGACUAUCAAAACAACAAACGUAGUACAUUGUAUAUGCCAAGGAAACGAUCGUCAAUAACGGACAAGUAUUGGUUUUCUGAUAAACCAGCGUUUGUGGACUUGUCUACUUUCAUAGCAUACGAUGAGAAGCCACCAAAACAACGCAAAGAUAUGACUAUGUAUGAAUCAUUCAUCGCAGCCAUCAGAAACUGUACUCAUCACAAGACUCUUCGCCCUGUUCAUUUAGCUACUGAAGGCUCGGAAAUAAAAGUGAACAAAGGAUGGUUGAUAGCGGCAUGGGUAUUUUCAAUUCUAGUGAUUAUUAUAUGUGCAUAUCUUGUUAUGCUAUACAGUCUUAAGUUUGGGAAAGUAAAAAGCUUAAAAUGGUUAAGCAGCCUGGUGGCAGCACAAGCUCAAGAUAUUUUCAUCUUUUCUCCGCUGAAAAUACUGAUACUUGCCUUAUUAUUAUCAGCUGCAUUUGAGAGAACAACUGACAUUUCUGCGUUCAAACUUGAUGUCAACAAGGCAGUUAAAUGUGACCUCGUUGGAGAUAAAAAAUACUUGGAUAAUUUAAUAGAGUACCGAACAAAGAGUAUAUACUACCCCAUGACAGAUGAAGUUAAAGCUAAAAAAAGAAGAAAGACCAUGAGGAAAAUGAAGUGGAGAAUCAUUUUAGAUUUUCUCGCCGUGCUGACGUUUAUAUUGAUUCUGUGCUACAUUAUGAAAAUUCUGUGGAGCGGAGCGCACUUCCAUCCUAACUCUCAUGCUGCUGAGAUGAUGAUGACCAAAUAUAACGGCCGAUUUGUCGCACUGCAGGAUGUUUACAAUCGGACACAAUUCUUUACCUACCUACAGAACACUUUUGUGCGGUCCUUGUUUGUUUUUAGAUGGUUUAAUGAUUUAAAUUUCCAAACACUAAGUCCUUCAGACGCUCCUGAAAGAAAAGACUGGACAAAGGAUUUUGUAUCCAAAAUGGUGGGAGCGCCUCGACUGAGGCAGUUAAGAAUUGUUGCCAGUUCCUGCGCAGUACAUCACGUUAUGGUAGUCGCUGUGCAGGAUUGCAUCCGACCGUGGAGUGAGGGCUACAUGGACACUGACACUUACGGUGUCCAAUGGAAGAAGGCGGACUUUGACGACGAGAUUGCGUAUGCUUGGGGUUACCGGACCUACUGGAUGUAUCAGGAGCCCAAGAACACCUCUGUGUUUCCAUUAUCUGGGAAAUCGGGAGUUGUCUAUCCCUCCGGAGGGUACAUUCUACCUCUUGCCGUCAAGAGAGAUCAGAGCAAAUCGUACGCAAUCCAAGUGGAGCAGGAACAUUGGGUCGAUCAUCGUACAAGAGCCGUGUUUCUUGAGCUGACGCUGUACAAUGUAAACAACAACUUGUUCAGUCAAGUUACGGCGAUCAUAGAACACAUGACCUCUGGGCUCUUCAUGACGCUUGCGAACGUGGAUUCGGUACACACAAAAGAAGAUUUCAGUGUUUGGAACUUAAUUUACAUAGUCUUCAUUGCUGCUUUGGCCUUACGAAUCGCUUACAAAAUGAACAGAAAUGGAUUGUUCAAUUUUUUCAGGAAUUUUCUAAACAUUUAUGAAGUACUAGUUGUGGCUGUUGGAGUGCUAAGUGUAAUAUUUUAUCUGAUUCAUACAAAAGUUUCUACUAUUUAUGUAGAGGAAUUCUACAGGGAAGGGCUAGAUUUGUUCUUCAAUUUUGAAGAUAUGAUCAAGUAUUUUCGGUACACCAAGGCACUUUUGUGGAUACUCUUCUGUUUGUUGGUGUUCCGGUUGUUUGUGAGCUGGCAUUUCGGCGAGAACUACUUCUACUAUUACCACACGUUCGUGUUUUCUUUGCAAUGGAUUGUCAUUUUGUUGAUUUUCUUGUUGUAUUACUUUUAUUUAGUCUGGAGAAUGAUUGGUUACUCCAUUGACGGAAAAGUUUUUUACAACAGCCGUGUGAAUAUUCUACACUACAAAAUGUACAACUGUAUAUACAAACGAGAUUUCCACGAUCGAACAAAACUGAUCGCCUUUGUACUAUGUGUAAUGGCGUUGUUUUUUAAAGUAAUUUUCUUUGUGAUGUUCACUCACUACUUCCAAAUAGGAAAACGGAAACGAUUACUUCCAAUGGAAUAUUUCAACUUUUUCACUUUUUUUGCUGAAGAAUUUGGACGAUGUUUCGGGAAGAAAAAAGAAGAGGAAUUUGCAACUGAUAGACAAAUACAUAGGAAGAGAGAUGUUAAAAGGUCAAAGAGGUCUACCAUAUAUUAAUUUUUCCACCCCAUAGUUCUGGUGGUAUAUUUUUGCAACCUUUAUCAUUUUUGUAUUAUAAUAGCUAAAAUUUAAAAUAAAAUACUUCUAUCCAUA